UACAGGGAAUAAAAAGCAUGCCAGGGGCUUGUGGAGGAGCUGUGCUCCUUGUCUAAGGAUACAGGGAGCAUCGCUGCCAUCUCUGCCGAUGAAGAACACACUCUGAGGUGUUGCAUGCCUGUGCCGGGGGAGAAGAGUUCUUCCCGGGGAGAAUUUUUGGAAUAACCAUGAGCCACUGUGAGCCUUAUGUGAGCCGGAAUAACAACUGUCCCAUCACCGCCCUCCGGAAUGAGAGCCAGGACUACCUGCUGAUGGAGGUGGAGGAGACGGCGGGUGACAACUCCUCGCGUCACUAUGGCCAUUAUCACAUGCGUGCCACAGAUAGUAAGAUAUCUCAUAGACGGCAAACACUACUCCGGGAGAAGGGGAGAAGGCAAACCAACAGAGGACCAGCCUAUAUGUUUAAUGACCGCUCCACCAGCCUUACAGCAGAGGAAGAGAGGUUUCUGGAUGCAGCAGAAUAUGGUAACAUCCCUGUAAUAAGAAAAAUGAUGGAGGAGUGUCACACUUUAAAUGUCAACUGUGUGGAUUACAUGGGUCAAAACGCUUUGCAAUUGGCUGUCGCCAAUGAGCACUUGGAGAUUACAGAACUUUUACUUAAGAAAGAGAAUUUGGCCCGGAUUGGGGAUGCCUUGCUUCUAGCCAUCAGCAAAGGAUAUGUGCGGAUAGUAGAGGCCAUACUGGGACACCCAUCAUUUGCUGAAGGGAAACGGCUCACCACAAGUCCAAGUCAAGCUGAAUUCCAACAUGAUGACUUCUAUGCCUACGAUGAAGAUGGAACAAGGUUCUCUCAAGACAUCACUCCCAUUAUUUUGGCCGCUCACUGCCAGGAAUAUGAGAUUGUUCAUACACUUCUAAGAAAAGGGGCCAGGAUUGAGAGGCCUCAUGACUAUUUUUGUAAAUGCAAUGAAUGUAGUGAAAAACAAAAACAUGACUCUUUUAGCCAUUCCAGGUCCAGGAUUAAUGCUUAUAAAGGUCUUGCAAGUCCAGCAUAUCUAUCGUUGUCUAGUGAAGAUCCUGUUAUGACUGCAUUAGAGCUCAGCAAUGAGCUGGCCGUAUUAGCAAAUAUAGAAAAAGAAUUCAAGAAUGACUACAAAAAAUUGUCUAUGCAAUGCAAGGACUUUGUUGUUGGACUUCUUGAUUUAUGCAGAAAUACGGAGGAGGUGGAAGCAAUAUUAAAUGGUGAUGUAGACACGAACCACAGCUCUGUUGAAGCUGGCGACCGGCCGAGCCUCUGCCGACUAAAGCUCGCGAUUAAGUAUGAAGUUAAAAAGUUUGUGGCUCAUCCCAAUUGCCAGCAGCAGCUUCUCUCCAUCUGGUAUGAAAAUAUAUCAGGCUUACGGCAACAAACUACAGCAGUAAAGUUUCUGGUAGUUCUGGCUGUAGCGGUUGGAUUGCCGUUUCUUGCAAUGGUUUACUGGGUGGCACCAUGCAGCAAGCUGGGUAAGAUAAUGCGCGGCCCUUUCAUGAAGUUUGUCGCUCACGCGGCCUCAUUUACUAUUUUCCUCGGUCUGCUGGUGAUGAACGCGGCCGACAGGUUCGAAGGCACCAAGAUCCUUCCUAACGAAAGCGUCACGGAUAACGCAAAGCAGCUCUUUAGGAUGAAGACGUCUUCCUUCUCCUGGAUGGAAUUGCUCAUUAUCUCCUGGGUAAUAGGUAUGAUCUGGGCAGAAUGUAAAGAGAUUUGGUCACAAGGGCCCAGGGAAUACAUGUUUGAAUUGUGGAAUAUCCUGGAUUUCGGGAUGUUGGCCAUCUUUGCAGCAUCAUUCAUUGCUAGGUUUAUGGCCUUUUGGCAUGCAUCCCGAGCACAGAACUAUGUUGAUGAUGAUGAGAACAUCAAAGACGUGACAAGUGCCACGCUGCCACCUGAAAUCAAAUAUUAUACUCUGGCCAGAAUAAAAUGGCUGCCGUCGGAUCCCCAAAUCAUCUCCGAGGGCCUCUACGCCAUUGCUGUUGUUUUGAGCUUCUCUCGGAUCGCCUAUAUUCUACCAGCCAAUGAAAGCUUCGGGCCCUUACAGAUAUCACUGGGACGGACAGUGAAGGACAUCUUCAAGUUCAUGGUGAUCUUCAUUAUGGUGUUUGUGGCCUUCAUGAUCGGAAUGUUUAACCUCUAUUCCUAUUAUCUUGGAGCCAAGCAAAAUGACGCCUUCACCACAGUUGAAGAAAGUUUUAAGACUUUGUUCUGGGCCAUAUUUGGACUUUCUGAGGUGAAGUCGGUCGUCAUCAACUAUGGACACAAAUUUAUAGAAAAUAUUGGCUAUGUAUUGUAUGGGGUGUACAAUGUCACUAUGGUAAUUGUCCUAUUAAACAUGCUCAUUGCCAUGAUCAACAGCUCCUUCCAAGAGAUCGAGGAUGACUCAGAUGUGGAGUGGAAAUUUGCCAGGGCCAAACUUUGGUUUUCGUACUUUGAGGAAGGAAGGACCCUUCCAGUGCCAUUCAACUUGGUGCCAAGUCCUAAAUCAUUUGUUUACAUUGCGCUGAAAAUAAAGUCAUUCCUCCCUAGAAUAUUUUCCUGCCACUCAAAAGGUUUACAGGAGGACUCAGAGAUGAACAAGCUCGGUCACAGUAAACACUCAAGCAUAAGAAGUUCUGAAGAUGGCAACCUAAACAACAUAAGUCACCCACCCACCAGAUAUCAGAAAAUAAUGAAGCGUCUUAUCAAGCGAUACGUGCUCAAAGCUCAGGUCGACAAAGAGAGCGACGAAGUCAAUGAAGGUGAACUAAAAGAAAUAAAACAAGACAUUUCAAGUCUCCGCUACGAGCUCCUAGAAGAGAAGACUCACAACACAGAGGACCUUGCCGAACUUAUACGAAAACUUGGGGAAAGACUAUCUAUUGACCCCAAAAACCAUUAGUUGAACAAUUAUCCUGGCAUUGCUCCUCCUGGCAUAUUCGUUGCCUUAGCUCACCAUACUGACCCCUCUUCUGCUGGAGGACCUUAUCUUUUGGACAGCACAAAUAAAUCCAAGCUCCCCUCUUUGUCUUCUGUAAUGCGUUGCUCUUCUGUUUUUCACUAGAUAGUGAGUGACAAGACCAUUACUUACUUCCCAUAUUCUUUUGAGAGAAGCCCAUAAGGUCAUCCAUGGUAGAACAGAUCAAGGUUCUAGAAGCCCCUCAGUCGAUUUGGAGUAGAGGGGAGACAUCAGUAGCAAGGCUGGAGCAUGUAUGGCGCACCAAUGCAUCAUGGAUCUCCUACUCUUACUUAUAUGGUCCUGCUCUUGCAUUCAUGUUAAUAACUGGUGGUGAUGGCACUGCCAGGUUUAGACCAAAGAUAUAUCUGGGAAAAUAUCUAUUGGGAUCCAUAUAUGUUCAUAAUAAUAGCCCACAAUGUCAAGGAAUUGUAAAGCACUCAGUGCCUAUAUACCAUAGCAUUAAAGGGGUACUCCACUGGCUAGCACUUGGAAGUAAAUAUUCCGAAUGCUGUUUUUGCACUACGGGGGUUGGCAACGCCCCUCGUGAC
Messenger RNA from Hyla sarda, 3460 nucleotides. RefSeq names its product transient receptor potential cation channel subfamily C member 6 (gene TRPC6). The coding region runs from base 168 to 2855 and encodes 895 amino acids. NCBI's taxonomy places the organism in Eukaryota, Metazoa, Chordata, Amphibia, Anura, Hylidae. Gene Ontology annotation, molecular function: inositol 1,4,5 trisphosphate binding; protein binding; store-operated calcium channel activity. Gene Ontology annotation, cellular component: membrane; cation channel complex. The record is from RefSeq and is a predicted model, not a curated record. Gene Ontology annotation, biological process: manganese ion transport; regulation of cytosolic calcium ion concentration; calcium ion transmembrane transport. The transcript has 12 exons.